GGCCGGGCCGCUGGGCCUGAAGGACGCGGGGCACCGGCCACAGCCGCCCCCUCCUCCCUGGACCCGAAGCCGCCUCCAGCCGGCCCCCGGCCCCGGCCCGUCGCCGGCCCGUCGCCGGCCCCGUCAGGAACCCUUCUGAACCCCGCCGGGACCUGCGGCCUGACCGGGGACGUGCGGGAGUGGGCGCCGAACAGAAAGUGACUCCUAGUCCCGCCUUCUCCGAGGCCGGCGCUGCCGCUCAAGAUGGCGGAAGCACACCAGGCCGUGGCCUUCCAGUUCACGGUGACCCCGGAUGGAGUGGACUUUCACCUCAGCCGCGAGGCCUUGAAGCACAUCUACCAGUCAGGCCUCAACUCCUGGAAGAAGCGCCUCAUCCGCCUGAAGAAUGGCAUCCUGAGGGGUGUGUACCCCGGCAGCCCCACCAGCUGGCUUGUUGUAGUCAUGACAACAAUGGGAUCUUCCUACUGCAACGUGGACAUCUCCAUGGGGAUGGUCUGCUGCAUCCGUAACUACAUCCCGGAGGGGUGCAGCCGCUACCUGACCCCGCAGACCCGGACGCUGAUCAGCGUGGGCAUCUUCUCCACGGGCGUCUGGAUGGCAGGCAUCUUCUUCUUCCGCCAGACGCUCAAGCUGCUGCUGUCCUACCACGGCUGGAUAUUUGAAAUGCACGGCUGCACGAGCCGGGUCACCAAGAUUUGGGCCAUCUGCGUCAAGCUCCUGUCCAGCCGCCGGCCCAUGCUCUACAGCUUCCAGACAUCUCUGCCCAAGCUGCCCGUGCCCAGAGUGGGGGCUACCAUCCAGCGGUACUUGGAGUCGGUGCGGCCCCUGCUGGACAACGAGCAGUACAAGCGCAUGGAAAAGCUGGCCAAGGACUUCCAGGAGAAGACGGCCCCGCGGCUGCAGAAGUACCUCGUGCUCAAGUCCUGGUGGGCCACCAACUAUGUGAGCGACUGGUGGGAGGAGUACAUCUACCUGCGCAGUCGGAACCCCAUCAUGGUCAACAGCAACUAUUACGCCAUGGACUUGGUUCUGACCAACCACAGCAACGUGCAGGCAGCCCGGCUGGGAAACAUCGUGCAUGCCAUGAUCAUGUAUCGCCGCAAACUCGAUCGUGAGGAGAUCAGACCCAUAAUGGCCCUCGGCAUCGUGCCCAUGUGCUCCUAUCAGAUGGAGAGGAUGUUCAACACCACCCGCAUCCCGGGCAAGGAGACAGAUGUGCUACAGCACCUCCUGGAGAGCAGGCACGUGGCAGCCUACCACAAGGGUCGCUUCUACAAGGUCUGGCUGUACCAGGGCUCCCAGCUGCUCAAGCCACGGGACCUGGAGCUGCAGUUCCAGAGGAUUCUGGAUGACUCCUCCUCACCCCAGCCGGGCGAGGAGAAGCUAGCCGCCCUGACGGCUGGGGGCAGGGUGCAGUGGGCCGAGGCUCGCCAGACCUUCUUCGGCUCGGGAAGGAACAAGGCCUCCUUGGAGGCUAUCGAGCGCGCCGCCUUCUUCGUGGCUCUGGACGAGGAGACACACCACUACGAUCCUGACGACGAGGCCAGCCUUAGCCUUUAUGGCAAAGCCCUGCUGCACGGCAACUGCUACAACAGGUGGUUUGAUAAAUCCUUCACUUUGAUCGCCUUCCAAAAUGGCAAGCUGGGUCUCAACACUGAGCACGCGUGGGCUGAUGCCCCCAUCAUGGGGCACCUCUGGGAGUUCACACUGGCAACGGAUGCUUUCCAUCUGGGCUACACCGAGACCGGGCACUGCCAGGGCAAGCCCAACUACGGCCUGGCACCACCCCAGAGGUUGCAGUGGGACAUCCCUGAGGAGUGCCAAAAGGUCAUCGACAGCUCCUAUCAGGUGGCUAAGGCCCUGGCGGACGACGUGGAGUUGUACUGCUUCCAGUUCAUGGCCUUCGGGAAAGGCCUCAUCAAGAAAUGCCGGACCAGUCCUGACGCCUUCGUGCAGAUUGCGCUGCAACUGGCCCACUUCCGCGACAAGGGUAAGCUCUGCCUGACAUAUGAAGCCUCCAUGACUCGCAUGUUUCGAGAUGGCAGGACCGAGACUGUGCGAUCUUGCACCAGUGAGUCAACUGCAUUUGUGCGGGCCAUGAUGGACCCAACAUCUGACAAACCAAAACGACAGGAACUCUUCCGGAAAGCUGCGGAGAAACACCAGAACAUGUACCGUUUGGCAAUGACUGGAUCUGGGAUUGACCGCCACCUCUUCUGUCUCUAUGUGGUCUCCAGAUACCUGGGCGUGGAUUCUCCAUUCUUAGCCCAGGUGCUGUCAGAACCCUGGCGCCUCUCCACCAGCCAAAUCGCCCAGUCACAAAUCCGCAUGUUCGACCAGGAGAAGUACCCCAACCACCUGGCUGCCGGAGGGGGCUUUGGCCCAGUGGCUGAUGAUGGCUAUGGGGUUUCGUACAUGAUUGCUGGGGAGAAAACCAUUUUCUUCCACGUGUCCAGCAAGUUCUCCAGUCCCGAAACGAAUGCACAGCGGUUUGGGAAGAAUAUCCGCCAAGCCCUACUGGACAUCGCUGCCCUCUUUGAAAUUCCCAUCUCCAAAGGAGCCAGUUCACGGCCAGAGGAGGCCAGCUGACCUCCAACCACCCCUGCAUGGAGUCAGGGAGGGGAAUCGUCCCCCGGGAGGCCAUCCGUCCGUGAGCACACCUCUGCCCCCAGGGGAGCCAGCAUUAGGGAAGGAGGCCUGGGGGCCGCCCCCACCCCCACCCCUGCCCUUGCCCCACUGGGCUUGUCCCGGAGCACAGAGAGAAGGGCAGGACACAUUUAUAUCUUUUUCAGUAGAUGUCGAUUAAAACAAUAUGGAUCCUUGGGCAGCUCUGCCCCACCCACUAGGUAGCAGGCUUGGUUUGUGUAGUUAAUGGGAGCCCGGGUGCUGACUGAGAGGGAGAAAAGCCCCACACGAGAGUCUUUCUCUGAAUCAGGGAGUCUUUGAGGGUUGAGGGACUGGGCGGGGGGCUCACAGGGCAAAGCCAGGAGCUCAGGGCAGGGUAUAAGUAUAGUUUGUCUGAGGUGUGACAGACCUUCUUCACAGUUCACUAAAUAAAUUUGUGUUUCAAAACAGA
Messenger RNA from Ornithorhynchus anatinus (platypus), 3076 nucleotides. RefSeq names its product carnitine palmitoyltransferase 1B (gene CPT1B). Lineage: Eukaryota; Metazoa; Chordata; Mammalia; Monotremata; Ornithorhynchidae. The transcript has 19 exons. Gene Ontology annotation, molecular function: carnitine O-palmitoyltransferase activity. Bases 244 to 2589 code for a protein of 781 amino acids. Gene Ontology annotation, cellular component: mitochondrion. Gene Ontology annotation, biological process: fatty acid metabolic process; carnitine metabolic process. The record is from RefSeq and is a predicted model, not a curated record.